AAGGUGAUAAGGGUGAAAUCAAUGUGCUGAUGUUGGGGGCAGGGAUCCAUGCACACCUGUGUUGAAGCGGGGGGAGCUUGCCCCACUGUCCGGGUGGUGUCCAGGGAUAUAAACGCAGGCAGGGGCUGUCUGGAAAGCAGCCAGAAACUCCAGGUUGGCUCAGAAGAGGUGAGCAGUGGCCCACAUCAUCUUCAGCAUCCAAUAAGACAGCUGCCCAGAGCAGGAGACCCGGGUCCAUGAUGAAGUGCCAGCUCUCUUACCUCCUACUGGGAGUGUGGCUGCUCCUGUGCCUUCCUCCCAUGCAAGAGGGUGCAGGGACUAAAUCAUGUGGCAAGCCUUUAAUUCGACGCAUUAAAGCCCUCUGUAGCCCAUUCUCAAAGCGGGAAGCUGGACCAUUUCUAGAUGCCAUGCCCUCCUCUGUCACUGAAGAUGCAGAAACUUUAGAGAUGAAGUUGAAACCAACUGAGAUGCAGCCCUCACUGGAGGAUCUAGGACAAGCUGUGUUCAAGGAUUCCAGUCUUAACUCUGCAGAUGUUCGGGAGACUGUUGCAGAUGCACAAAGCUACCUUGAAGACAACAGCUACAUUCCACCCCAACAGAAAAGCUCAGGCUUAGAGAAACAUGUCCUACAAAAGAGGGGCACUCGGGAAAUGUGGAUUCUUAUGGAACGCUGUUGUGAGGAAACCUGUACUCACGAAGAACUGUGUAAGACAUUCUGUAGCUCAAAGCCGGGAAAGUGGUGCAGCUCAAUACUUAAACUUAAAGGUUAAGUGCACAUAGUAUGGUGCACAAGGACCCCUGUUCAAGUCUCCGGCUUCUCGCCUGCAGCGGGUCACUUCACAAGUGGUGAAGCAUGUACAACUGUAUAUCUCUCUCUCCACCUCUUUGUCUUUCCCUCUGCUCUCAAUUAUUCUCAGUCGUAUCCAACAACAACGAUAGCAGCAACAACAACAAAAGCAGCAACAAUAGCAAUGGAAAAAUCUAGACCAGGAAGAACAGUGGAUCCAUAGUGCAGGCACUGAGUUUAUCACCCACUGAUAAACCUGGAGGCAAAAAAAAAGGAAAACAAAGAAAAAUUUUUGUCUCAAAGGCAGGAGUAUAGGCAUGUACCAA
Molecule: messenger RNA, 1113 nt
Organism: Erinaceus europaeus (western European hedgehog)
Lineage: Eukaryota; Metazoa; Chordata; Mammalia; Eulipotyphla; Erinaceidae
Product: prorelaxin-like
Exons: 2
Coding region: 237-770 (177 amino acids)
Source: RefSeq, a predicted model, not a curated record